AUGGCUCGACUGAUCUACAUCUAUUAUCAGAUCCCUGUGACUUGUGAAGUUCAGACAGAGACAUGGAACUCUUGCUUGAUCCCAAUGAUUUUCUCUUCAUCCUUUUGCAUUUUUGGAUGGUCGGCGAAUGCAACCGUUCUUUCGAUUCUUUUACUCGAGCGAAUCAUCGCCAUCAUCCUCGUCGACACCUACGAGAAGAAAUAUUAUCAUAAAGAGUUGAAAGCCCUACUCGUUUUCCCCUUUCUUGUGGCAGCUUUUUUCGCAAAUCUCUACACCUUUGGUCUCAUCUCAAAAAUGAUCACUGCGACUUUUGUAGUCUUUAUCAUCGUUAUCGGUGGAAUUCUAGUCGGUUUUAUGAUCUCGAUAAAUGAGAGAAAAAUUCGAAAGCGAUACUCGUCGAAUUACACCCUAUCGAGGAGAUAUCAGCUGACAGAAAACGCGAAAUCGAUGCAGAUGCUGACUCGAUUAAUGGGUUUCCUCGUCAUUUCCACUUUUGUCUAUGGAACGCUUUUCUACCCGAAUUCCACGUUAAGCUACAGUUGGAAAACGAGAAACAUUUCUGGUAUCGGUCUCGGAUUCGCCGAGGGAUUAAACACCUUAGUCCAGACGAUCUACUUUUUGAUUGGCACCCGGGAACUUCGUCAUCAUCUAUUGAAGGCUCUUGGAAAGAGGUUUCAACUAAACAGAACGAGUGUGAUCAACGAAACUCCACAAAUGUUAGCUCGAGUCGUCGAUGUUCGCGGGAAAGUGGGGAUCAUUGAGGAAUCAUUGAGGAAUCUU
Molecule: messenger RNA, 780 nt
Organism: Mesorhabditis belari
Lineage: Eukaryota; Metazoa; Nematoda; Chromadorea; Rhabditida; Rhabditidae
Source: the annotation of a GenBank genome assembly